Molecule: messenger RNA, 582 nt
Organism: Eurypyga helias (sunbittern)
Lineage: Eukaryota; Metazoa; Chordata; Aves; Eurypygiformes; Eurypygidae
Product: protein AF-9-like
Exons: 6
Cellular component (GO): super elongation complex
Source: RefSeq, a predicted model, not a curated record
UCUGAACAGCCCAGUCCUGCCUGUUCCAGCUCCAGUUCCAGUUUUAUACCAUCUCAAAGCAGCAGACAACAAGGUCAGUUGAGUUCUGUAAUGAAAGAUCUGCAUUCAGAUGAUAAUGAAGAUGAAUCAGAUGAAGCAGAUGGGAACGACAAUGAUUCAGAGUCGGAACAACCUCUAAAUACACAAGAAGGAAGCAGGAGUAGCAGGGUUAGUCUGAGUGAUGUCAGUGACAGUGACAGCAGUUCAGCUUCCUCACCACUUUGUCAUGAGCCGGCACCACCUAUACUGAAAACCAGCAACAACCAGAUUUUAGAAGUGAAAAAUCCGAUAAAGCAAAACAAAUCUGAUAAACAAGUCAAGAAUGGGGAUUGUGAUAAGGCAUAUCUCGAUGAACUAGUAGAGCUCCACAGAAGAUUAAUGACAUUGAGAGAGAGAGAUGUACUGCAGCAGAUAGUAAAUCUUAUAGAAGAAACUGGACACUUUCAUAUCACAAAUACAACCUUUGACUUUGAUCUUUGCUCACUGGACAAAACCACAGUCCGUAAGCUGCAGAGUUACGUGGAAACAUCUGGAACCUCCUGA